Molecule: messenger RNA, 621 nt
Organism: Didymodactylos carnosus
Lineage: Eukaryota; Metazoa; Rotifera; Eurotatoria; Philodinida; Philodinidae
Source: the annotation of a GenBank genome assembly
AUGAAGAAAAAAUUUACGAGUCUAGACGAGCAAGAUCCAGUAACAUGGCUACAAGAUAUCGAAGAAUUGUUCGACGCCACAAAGACCGACAAGACCGGUCGACGAAGAUUUCUGUCAAUGUGUUUUGAUGCCGAUGUGAAGAAAUGGUAUCGUAGUAGAGAGCAUACGAGUGAUUAUGAUGAAUUUAAGAGCGAAUUCAUCCGCGCAUUUUCACCAUCGGCACAGAAACUAAAAAUCUCAUCGAAAUUAAUCANACUGUGUACACGAUUCAAUCCGGACAUGCAGGAUGAAGAAAAGAUGGUGUAUCUGCUACGUGGACUGAAGCCGUCGAUACAGCAGCACGUAAUAAGCAAUAAUCCAAAACAAUGUGCAGAUCUGCUGGAACAAGCACAACGGGUAGAAGCGGCAGCCGCAAUCACGCAACUACAACCAACAGUCGCGACCACAACAAGAACCGAUUCCAUCGAAGAAACGACAGCGGCUCUCCGUCGAAUAACAAUUAAUUCCGACAAUCGUCAAAAUGACUAUGCUAGUCGUAAUAAUCAACGCUAUUCGAAUUAUGAUCAUCGAUGGCCUCAACAAUAUUACAACAGAUGUACUAUUGGGUGGCGAUUUUUGUGA